Molecule: messenger RNA, 804 nt
Organism: Micropterus salmoides (largemouth bass)
Lineage: Eukaryota; Metazoa; Chordata; Actinopteri; Centrarchiformes; Centrarchidae
Gene: manbal
Product: mannosidase beta like
Exons: 3
Coding region: 166-426 (86 amino acids)
Cellular component (GO): membrane
Source: RefSeq, a predicted model, not a curated record
UGAUGUCACUUCCGAUAAGCGGAUGUUGUUAUUUUCUCCCUUUGUAAGCUAAAUUAGCAUUUUCCUCAUUUGUGCUCUUACAUGUUGAUGUUUUCAUUCCCGUAACGACAAGCGAGAGUGAAGGUUCCCGCCGCUGAGAAGAAUAACAGACCAAACAGCCGUAUCAUGUCUGCAGAGCUGGACCUGUCCCCUCCAGAGGUCCCUGAGCCAACCUUUCUAGAGAGCCUACUGCGGUAUGGGCUGUUUCUGGGUGCCAUCUUCCAGCUCAUCUGCAUCCUGGCCAUCAUUUUCCCCACAUCCAAGGGACAUGAACAGGAGGAGACGGAGUCCACUGAUGGCAAGGCAACCGAACAGAUGAAGAAACCUAAAGGACCAGCACCUCAGAUUCGACAGAAACCAAAGAAAGAAAGCAAAAAGAAGCGAUAGAUAGCACUGUUUGUGGGUAUUCGUGCAUUGUUACCUGCUUGUGUGAAAGUGUAUAUGUAUAGUCAUCAGUGAGUCAACAUUGGCAAUUACCAGUGCAGUUGUCACUACAGGUAUAUGAAACACUAAUGUCAUAUUACAGCAAUAACAAAUGAUGUGCAUUUAAUUUGAGACACUUCAUAAUGCCCUUCAACUGUGUAUCUUACUCACAUUCAACAUAGUAUUACAAAGAGCAAAUAAUCAUGGCGUUGCUGACUGUUUAUGCAGCUACGUAUUUUAUUGGGCACAUUCGUUUUGCAUUUAUUUUCUUUUAUAAUUGAAUAUCAUUGAAUUGUAUUUGCAUUACAAUAACAAAUAAACACAUUGAGUUGUCAUUCACCA